CUUUUUCAAUAUAUUUUCUCAAGUAGUAUAAAUUAUCAAUCUCAUUCAACAGAAACACAUAAAAAAGGCUGCUAAUAUUCGGGCAGAAAGGGACUAAAAAUAAAAAUAAUGAGCCGCGCAACGAGUAUAUUCGAGACGCGCGUCUACGAACCACAAAGCAAAAGGCAACGCGACGCAUUGGCCGGCCAGAAUCGAACGCCAAAGGCCCAAACCAAGUCACAUCAACAGCGGCCGAUUGGAGGCCUGUCUCAAAGCAGCACUGAGCUUGUCAACCCAUUGAUCUUGGCUGGAUUGUCAUCAACAUCCGCGUACCAACUCAUGAACAAUGCGCACAAUGGCGCCAACUCGCCAAUGUACUGCGCACCGUGCAAGAAAAAGUUUUCCAACGAGGCCACGUUCAGCGCACACAAGCAGUCUGAUAAGCACAAGAAGGCAGUCCGCGCGGCAAACCCGACCGGUGGCAGUGCAGAUAAAGAGAAGCAACAGGCGAAACUUCAUCCGGUUGUGCGCGGUGCAUUGGCGAAUAUGAAAAAGGCACAGGCCAUUAUUCAGGACGAUCCGGCCAUUGCCGCGACUGUGUUUUGGAACAUUGCCCAGGAUAUUGCCUCGUAUGGAGAUGACUCUAUUACACGGUCUGCGCUGGAUAACGCUCUCGUUUGCAUGGACGCGAUGGACAAGGAUGUGGGGCGUAGAGGCGCAAAGGGCUCGCCGUCGUUCUGGUCCGCGCGAUCAUUGUUGAAAACAGCCUUGGAUUGCCGGAUGGCCCUGGCGCGCCUAGACUCGACCCUUGACGCCACGCGGGCGGCUGGACACUACAUUGAGGCGCUGUGCCAGUAUCUAGGAAUCACUCUCGGCGAUUUGGAUAUGAUUGCACAGACCCGUGAUCCGCUCGAAAUGAACUCCCGAGCGGAUCAGGUUGCUAGAACCAUCCCGAGAAAGUUUGCAAAAGAUGAGGACAUCGACCAGGCCAUGACAGCAAUGGAGGAGGUUGCUGGCGCCCUGUUUGCGUUCUCCAGCGCCAGUCCCAACGACCCAUUGGCAUGGCGCAGCUUGUCCGCGUAUUUCCUUUUGCACGCUUUUGCGCUGUCAAAGGACAAACAGGAUGCCGCCUAUAUGGCCAUCCAGCGGACCGUCAGCAGCUUCGAUGCCCUUGGGCUGCGCCAUUCGGGCUGCGAGUGUGCUGUGUUGAUUAUAGCCCAUCACAUGAAGCAGAGCAGUGCGCGAAACACAGUGGCCGCAUCGGUUGUGGAUUCCAUAAAGGCCGAUGAUAUAGUUCGGGCGCGCGAUUUGCUGUGGAGAUACAAUUUUGAUUUUGAGGAACCCUGGUCGCGGUACUUGGCAAAGUUUGUCAACAAGGUCAUCGAUGCAGAUGCUCCGUGGAUGAAUUCCAGCGCGUGGUCGGAAUGGCGAGAUGUGGCAGGGUCUAGCGAUUUGCGCAGCACAUCUGUUGAGAAAUUAGUGGAGCUGGCGCUUUGGCAGGAGUUGAGCCCGUACAUGAUAUACACGCCAAACCCCGAAACUUAAUUGGACCAAGCAAUGCCACUUCGCUGUUUUAGAGGCGUGCUAUCACCAUAAUAGAUUUUUUAGCACAAUCAAUCAAA
This is a messenger RNA of Kickxella alabastrina, 1601 nucleotides long. RefSeq lists its product as uncharacterized. The record is from RefSeq and is a predicted model, not a curated record. The transcript has a single exon. The coding region runs from base 109 to 1524 and encodes 471 amino acids. Lineage: Eukaryota; Fungi; Kickxellomycota; Kickxellomycetes; Kickxellales; Kickxellaceae.